AUGCGUACUGAUCUCUGUGGGAUAAAAUGGCGUAAACUGGUGCACGGAGAAACCGGUUUUGCACCAGAACCAUCAGAGGAUCCGAUACUUUCCUCCUUCUCCCGAUGUUUGGCAGCCGAUAUACUGUGCGUGUGGCGAAGGGUCGCAACGGCCGUCCCCCCAUCAUCCGACAUCAAUGGCGGCCUUUUCGACAACAUCGCUUUGCAAACGGCUCCGGUCAAACACCCUCCGCUCUCUCUUCAUGCUGCCAAAGAACUAUGGAUUUUCUGGUACGGCGAAGAACCCGAUUUGUCGGGACUCGUGUCUCCGGAACUAUUGGCUAGUGAGGGUCAACAGGGAUCUUGGGAGACUGGACUCAAUUACGAAUGCCGCUCUUUACUCUUCAAAGCUCUUCAUAAUCUAAUUGAACGAUGUCUUCUGUCGAGGGAUUGCGUUAGACUUGGAAAAUUUUUCGUUCAACCCCACGAAGGCCAUGAAAAAAUUCUUGGAAAAAACACAUAUCUCUCUUUUUCGUUUGCAUUUUUCGUUCACGGAGAAUCAACGGUUUGUGCGAGCGUCGAUGUGAGAGAGCAUCCGCCCGUAUACAGCCUUACCCGGCAGCAUUUAGCAGCGGCUCAGGCAUCGACGACAGGAACUCCCGUCAUAUUGGCGCCCAACGGUUUGGCGGGAAAUUUAACUGGAGUCGCGUAUAAGAAUUCAGAUUCGACCGCGUCACGAUUUUUAGAAGAAUGGAGGAAAUUUUACCCGAUUCACAGCAAGUAUCUGGGUAGGGAUCCGGAUCCCGGUCUUCCGCCUCCAGUCGUCGAAAUCCUCGUCGGAGGUGUCAAAAUGAAAUAUCCCUCUUGUUACGUUUUGGUAACGGAUAUGGACGAUCAGGGAACUCCGGUGGCUCCGACAUCAUGUCUGUUAGGAAAAGCUUCUCCAGGGGCUAACAACAACAACAACAAUAAUAAUAAUAAUAAAAAAAUGAGUUCUGGUCCGGCAUCGCCACCGUGUUCCCCAUGUCCCAAUAAGAAGAAACCCACUCUGGUAACUCCAUCGAUCAUGGCAUCCGAAUACCACGCCAUAAGCAGUGGGUAUCAUUUGAAAUCGAUGCAUAACACACAACCGGCAGCAGUCAGAAUGCCCGAAUGGGUUUGGCAAGAUAGUAUUCUUAACGCUUUGGAUCCGGAUAGCGAAGAAAAAGCUUCAACUCAAUUGGGUCAAUGGGAUUUUACGGAUCCCACAAGGAAAGCAACUUGCAACUGCUCAAAGUGUAAAAAAAAUCAAAGUUGGAAAAUCGGAUGUGGUGGAAGUAGUAGUAUGGGAAAUGUGAAAACUGAACAAAAAACCCCGAGAAGAAUUCCAUUUCAUCGAAGACCUGAUGAUGAUGGCUUUGAAGGCCCUAUAGUGAGAUCGACAGCAGGGUCAGGGACUCCUUGUGGACCACCUUCAUAUCUUAGGGGACAAUCGAUGACUCCGAAUGCAGUACCAUCGAUACAUAGCACAGGCUUAAACGAUUCUCUUCCUGUUCCUUCGGUAGGUUCUCCAGCUUCCGCCGCUCCUUCUCCCCUACCCAAUCCUCAUUCGCAACCGGCGAGCAUACCGCCGGCCGAUCCGACUAUGCCCACUCUGAGUCCGCAUCCUCCCGCGAGCAACAGUCAGCCGAAUCAACCUUCGACUCCGAUGGAAACUCAUGACAAAAGCACGCCGGCUGCCACUCCUGAUGUCCCCAAUCCUAAGUCGGUUUCAUCUGCUAACCAGGCGUUCAGUCCUUACCCAAAUUCAAACAGUGGUGAUAAUAAAAUAACUAAUACUAAUGAAAAUAUUCCUCUUCAGCCCGUCGUAAAUAACGUUCAACCCAGUCCCAGUAAUUCCUUUCCCAUUCUUAAAAGACCGAUCCUCGCGUGGAAGGAAUAUGAAAAUCUCGUCAUCGAAGAAGAACAUCAACCAUCCGAAUAUUUAUACGAUUAUUCAACUUUGGACGCGUGGUUAAAUUACCCUGUUAAAAAAUUUAAACCGGAUACUAAAGAAUCUCGUAAAAGGUCUUACCUGGGAGACUUGUACGCUUCUCAUCAACCAAAUCGAGCUCCGACUCCUCCACCACAAACGAUAAAAAUUCAAGUUAAACAGGAACCAAGUUCAGUAGCCUCUGAUACCAGCGAACCAUGUCAGGUAGGGACUCCUGCUCCGGGCGUAAAAAGGUCUGAUCCGUAUGAAUUCGACGAUGACGUUACAGCUGCGAACGACGAAGACAGAAAGUUUGAUGGAUCCAACGGUACAUCGAAAUGUACCUCUGGUAAUUUGUUCACAAGUGAAGGAUUGACCGCUUCCUAUAGGGAUUUAGAUCAAAUCUUUGACAAUUCAGACGAUACGUCUAGUGAUGAACCCGUUCAAGUUCCAACUCCUCCAAAUUCUAAUAAACCCGCCGGGUUCAUGGAAGAAAAUUCUCAAACCUUGCUGGUUAAACCUCCGAGGGGAAGCGGCGGAGCCACUCACGCUGGCAUUCUUAGACCUGAAGAACUAUGCAAAAUGUUCCCGACUCCACCUUCAAUGGAGCAUAAUCCGAUAGCGUCUCCAUCCGGUCAUUUGAGUGACGGUCAAGUCAACGAAAUGACUGAUGGCCCUAUCAUUACUCGAUUCAAGCAGGAAAUAUAUCCAAAUUUGGGAAGUCCCCAAGAGGAGCCUAUCGAAGACUGGUCUUACGUUUUUCGGCCUCCGUUAAUGUAUAAAAUGGUAGGGUCUUCAAAGUAUGCACCUUUAACUAAUCUCCCAAGCCAAAAUCUGCCACCCAUUACCCUGCCUUCAAAUUGUGUGUACAAGCCUUCGUGGCUCCAGCCUCAGGAGAAACCUACCUCUACAUCGAGUCAAGCAACAUCAUCAUCAACCACAACAACAACAACAAUGACUACAACAACCACAACAAACAACUCGACAACCAACACUCCAAGCAGGCCAGGAUCUGUAGCACAUCAGCAUGUUCCUCGCACUGGAUUGAGUCCAAUUAGCCCGGCUGGUCAUUUCCCGCCGAGCCCAAUGAUGACCAACAUGUUCAAGGGUCCUGGAAGCGUUGGAGGAGGUGUCCGAACACCUUGCCCGCCUCCGCUUUACGAAAUGCCAAGCCCUGCCACUUCUACGGCUAGUUCUUACCUAAACAAGAACAUCAAUUCGGUGGAACCGGCGCCAACUCCCGUAGUGGCAAGGGCUCCUGAAGCUAACUCCCUCGUGGUCAAUAUUUUACUUUCUGACACAGGUUUCAAUAUUUUUAGAGAUCAUAAUUUUGACAGCUGUACACUAUGUGUUUGCAAUGCCGGACCAAAAUGUGUAGGAAAUAUUCGCGGAGCGGAUGCCGCUUUUUACUUGCAAACUCAUCACGAAGAGGAUUCAAUUCGUUGUAAUUGCGGUUUUAGCGCCGUCGUAAACCGAAGAUUAUCUCACAAAUCGGGUUUAUUUUACGAAGACGAACUCGAAAUCACGGGACUCGCUGAAGAUCCCAAUGAAAGACGGAAAAAUUCAUUAUUUUCGUACUUAGCAAGCAUGAACAAAGAAAAUAUUAAUAUGGACAGUUCCGUCAGUGAAUCAUUAGAUAUUAUUCCUCAAAACAUUUUAGAAUUGUUACGGGAACAAUUUGUUGUUAUACAAAAUUCUAGUAAUUCAUUACAUCGUGCUGCUAGGCUUUAUAGAAAUUAUACUAAUGUGAUUCCAUAUCCGACAAUGGUAAACGUUUUAGAGUUUACCGAUUGUAACGACGUAACGGUUUUAGCACUAGAACAGGGAAGAUUAUCGAUGGAAACUUCUUCGGCUAUUUGUAAAACCGAAGACUCCCUUAUGAGACAUUCAAAAGUUCCGUGUUUACCCAGUGUUCAUAGGUGGCCAUACCUUAGAGCUCGCGGGCCUCAGUGUAAUCAAGACAUUGUGAGAGUCAUGAAAAAUUUGCAACCAAUCCUUCAAGAAGCCAUUCAGAAAAAAUGCACGACAAGACUUUGGGAAGCUCCGUACACCGUGUCUGGUCCUCUCACGUGGAGACAAUUUCACAGGCUAGCGGGUAGGGGAACCGAUGACAGAUGCGAACCUCAACCCAUUCCUUCCCUUCUUGUCGGUUACGAAAAAGAUUGGCUCUCUUUAUCUCCCUAUGCGUUACACUUUUGGGAUAAAUUAUUGUUGGAACCGUAUUCUUAUUCAAGAGAUGUGGCUUACAUCGUUGUCACCCCUGAAAAUGACUUUAUUCUUCAAAAAGUUCGAACAUUUUUCAAAGAGCUUAGUUCAACGUAUGAGGUUUGUCGACUUGGACGUCAUUCGCCCAUAACGAAAGUUUUACGCGACGGAAUUCUUAGAGUUGGAAAAGCUGCGGCUACUAAACUUUCGAAGGAGCCGGUAGACGAAUGGUUUACUAAUUUAGGAGAUAACUCAAUUUGUAAUCUAUUAAAACUCUAUGCUCAAGCUUGCAAAUAUCACCUCGCCCCUCAUUUAUCGCAAGUUACUAUGGAUAAAACUUUAUUGGAUCCUCCGGAAGGUAUAACAAAAGUGGAAAAACCGACUCCUCCGCCUACUUCGACGGAUUCUACUAUUAAUGUCGUGCCGGAAAGGGCACCAUCAACUCCGAUCUCAGAUAUAGAAACAGAAAAUCCCACAAUUGGAAGUUCUUGUCAAGGACCCAUCGACUACGGACACGAUGAAGAUGAUUCAGACCCUCCCACGGUUGUUAUUUAUCUCGUUGAGCCAUUCACACUGGGCUCUGAUAAUGUUGAUCUUCAAAGGCUUUCUCUUUUGGCUUUGUUACGAUGCUACUCGGCCGUGCUUUCUUCCGUACCGGAAAGCGUUCGUUCGAACAUUAGCGUUCAGAUUAUAUCACUUGAAAGCAUAUUUGAAUUGGGAAAAGCUAGGGAAAGCACGAGGCUCAACGAUCAUAUGAGAUCUUUAGCUCUUUCGGUGUUUUCUCAGUGUCGAAGACUUUUGGUUCACACGUCAAAUGUUAAAUCGUUAACCGGGUUUGGUUCUGCUGCUUUAGCAGAUCUUUUCCUGAAGAAUAAAGAUGAAAAAAAUCGAGCACCUUACAGGUUGUACAGUCCCCCGUACAUAUUGGCUCCGCAUAAAGAAAGAGUCGAAUCAAACGAAUCUUUCGGGAAGUCGAAUCCUCAACAUUGUUCGGUUCUUUAUGUGAGCUAUUGUCUUUCGGAAGAUCAGAGAAUGUUAUUGACGGUUGCCACAGACGACACCGGUUCUAUAUUUGAAUCGCAAACCAUAAACAUUGAAAUCCCUAAUAGGAGUCGAAGGAAAAAAGCUUCCGCGCGAAGAGUGGGUCUACAAAAACUUAUGGAUUUUAUAUUGGGUAUAAUUUCUCAAAGCGUUCAACCCUGGAGAUUGGUUGUCGGACGAAUCGGAAGAAUAGGUCACGGAGAACUUAAAGGAUGGAGUUGGUUGCUGAGUCGCAAAGCUCUCUUAAAAGCUUCAAAGCACUUAAGAGAAAUAUGCAAUCAGUGCAGUUUACUUUCACCGACGGAUGUUCCUUGCAUAUUGAGCGCAUGUUUGGUGUCUUUAGAACCGGAUUCGGCACUGAGGCUCAUGCCCGAUCAAUUCACUCCGGAUGAAAGAUUCAGUCAAACAUCCGUCAAUUGUCAAUUGUCGACUCCUCACGAUGUUACUUGCACUCACAUUCUUGUAUUCCCGACAUCAGCUACCUCUCAGUCUUCGCAGACUGCUUUUAACGAACAGCAUAUAAACGGACCAGAUCUCGGAGAUGACGAUAUAUUUUCUGCCUUGAACGAAGACGACGUGGAAGACAUAAACGGAAUACAAGAUUUAAACGAUAUAUUCAGUACCUGGCCGGAUGCUUGUCCUGGUGGCGUUCAAAGUCCCACAGGAAGUCCAAGGAGAAACGAUUCAAUGAGUCAGCAAGGAAGUCCGUCGUGUAACAUGGAAGGAAAUAUGGAUCAACAAGGAUCUUUUCCAUGCAAUGUACCGUCAAGAAACGGCGGAGGUAGCGACGGUCAAGAAGAAGUCGGAACUCUUUUACAACAACCUUUGGCUUUGGGAUAUUUCGUAUCCACAGCUCCGACCGGUCCCAUGCCCUCGUGGUUUUGGGCUUCUUGCCCACAUUUGGAAAACGUUUGUCCGGCAUUUUUGAAAAAUGCUCUUCACAUGCACAGUCCCUCCAUACAGCAAAGUUCGGAUGAAUUGUUGCAACAGCAAUCCGCCGUCACGGAUCAUCCUUUAGACUCACAAUUCACAACCGACGUUUUAAGGUACGUAUUGGAGGGAUACAACGCAUUGUCAUGGCUGGCAUUGGACUCAAAUACUCACGAUCGUCUCUCAUGUUUGCCGGUUCACGUUCAAGUUUUAAUGCAGCUUUAUCACAUGACUGCAACUCUCGUGUGA
Messenger RNA from Pediculus humanus corporis (human body louse), 6354 nucleotides. Its product is annotated as Thyroid hormone receptor-associated protein, putative. NCBI's taxonomy places the organism in Eukaryota, Metazoa, Arthropoda, Insecta, Psocodea, Pediculidae. Gene Ontology annotation, biological process: regulation of transcription by RNA polymerase II. The record is from RefSeq and is a predicted model, not a curated record. The coding region runs from base 1 to 6354 and encodes 2117 amino acids. Gene Ontology annotation, cellular component: mediator complex. The transcript is spliced from 18 exons. Gene Ontology annotation, molecular function: transcription coregulator activity.